GCUUGAACCAGCCGCACUGGCCGCGUUGGCGGUCGCUAGUCGCAAGUGGUCCGAUAUUUGGACCUGAGUGCAUGGACGAGGAGGCAGAUUGCCCAAAGCCCCAGCGCAUGGACGACGCAGAUGAUUCCUUGCUAGUCGGCACUACCAGUGUAGGCUCGGCGUUCUCCAAAGGCGUGAGCUCACGACCACCCCUAGCGGGACUGCAGGAGUUGGACCUAGACGAGCUGAAGCAAUCCUUGCAGCGCUUGGAGGAGACUGUGGUGGGGAUUUCCAGAAGUAUGGCCUCCCAGACUUCCAUCCUGUCUGGUUUGCAGAUGUCAGUGGAGAUGCUGGGCGAAGCCAGAGACGAGCUGCGUCCAAGUGUACGCCCACCUGCCCCAGCUGCUGAUCCCCCAGCUAUUCUCGCAGUGACCCCUUCGAUGAGUCCUACCGCGAGCAAGGAGGAUGAGUCGACGGAGAGACGCACAUCCCGCCUCUCCGAAGUCUCGAAGUUGGUGUCCUCCGUACUGUCCGUGCCCAUGGCAGGCCGGCGAUCAAGCGCGCCCGCAGUUUCGGGAGUGCGGAAAAUCUGCAGCAGCGGAGCUUAUGAGGACAGCCUGACAGCGCGGAAGUCCCCCGCGCUGGGCCAGUUCACCCAGUGGGGCAUGAUGGAAGAGCUGGAGAUGCAGACGGCGAAGCAGAUCUUUAGGACUCGCGUGGAUCGGCGACACAAGUCUAGGUCGACAUCCAGGGAGUCCAGGCACGUGGCCAGUUUCAGGCGGCAGUCGUCCAAGUUGUCCAAAGCGUCAAGAGUGGCGCAGGUUGUCAACCUUCCACUGAACGACACCCCACUGAACGACACCGAUGGCGUCGUCACGCAGGAAUUGAAGAAGACUGCCAAGGCUAGAUCUGUCACCCAGGAAGAGCAUCGCCAGGAAACGCUGAGCAAGUGCCGCCGGAUGUCUUUGGACGAGUUGCGCAACAACUACGACGCAGUGAUCGUGCGGGCCACCACCGGCACCAUGAAAAACUCGUCCCCGAUGAGGACCGUUGAAGGGAGCACUGCCUUGCCGCUGGUGGCCUGGGUUUGUCUGUGCAUGGCCGGGCUGCUAGACAUUGGUAGGCGUCGCCAAUGGCGCUUGCUUUCCUUUUGGAACUAUGCCAUUUUUCCCACGCUCGCCACGGGGGCGCUGCUGUGGUCCGCUUCUGCUGAUGGCCUCAGCACUUACAUGGCCAGCUCCCUGGGGUCACUGAUACUUGGCCUGGUGCUUGCUACGUGCAGCUUGCGCAGAGCUGGCCUCACUUCACUGCUCGGGCCAGAGGAUUGUCGACUGGAUGAGUACGCGACCGAGUCGGGUUUCAUGAUGGAUUGGCAGAAGGUGUCGCUGCGGAGAUUUUGCCAAGUCCUCGCAGUCUGGCUGACGAUGGUUGCAUGCCGUGUUCUCUCGAGUUGUCUCUACGCAUCGGAUGUAAUCUACGGAAGCAGCAUCACUGGUCAGCCGACCUUCAUCCUCUGCGAUGCAGUCUACAUGAGUAUGGCAUUUUACUGUUCAACCUUGACAUUUUGCCAGCUACACAUUUGCAGCGGACUGGAGUUGGCCAUCGACAGCUUUGGCUUGAACUUCUUCAAGGACAUGGACAUGGAGACGGCCGUCCAGGAGUGGAACCUGGUGCAGGCUAUGCUAAGGCAAGUCUCCCACCAGACCAGCGGUGCUUUGUUCAUCCUCGGGGCCAGCAGCGCCACCACCAUCCUGCUGUUAGCUGAGCAAAUCCUGAGGCAGCCAGACGUCAUCCAGGACACGACCCAAGUUGCUCUUUGGAUCGGCUGGCUGUACCCGCCCACUCUGCUUUUCUUCGUAACCAUGCUCCGCGCGGCUGCGGUGACAGAGAAAGCAAGCAGGGUGGCGCCCCUGAUCAAUUCCUGGACAUUUCAGGCUGCCAACUCCGACGACAGCUCGGAUGAAGGGUGGAUGGACCUCGAGCGGCACUACAUUGUGCAGUACAUCAACCAAAGUGAGGCAGGCUUCUACAUGAAGGGUGUGCGCGUCACGAGCUUCGACGUGCAGAAGAUUGGAUACUACUUCGCUGCCUUCACCUUCACACUUUUUUCAAGAUUUCUCUGACGCCAUUCUACAUGAAUGGCCACUGUUGCUCCUUGACCCCACGCUUGUGUGUCUGGGCAACUUCCGCGACCCAGCGUGACAAAUGGGUUCCAAAAGUUGGUCUUUUAUUUCUAGGCCCUUGGGACAAGUGAGAAGAGCUUGAAAGCUCUUCAGUCGCCCCACCAAAGGUAGGGUGCAAGGUGCGCGGGCAACACGCAACAGUCGCGCAACGCUCACUCGGGGCUUGCGAACUCCCAAAAUGACGUGGCGCUUUCAUGCC
Messenger RNA from Effrenium voratum, 2361 nucleotides. Lineage: Eukaryota; Dinophyceae; Suessiales; Symbiodiniaceae. The record is from the annotation of a GenBank genome assembly.